Messenger RNA from Sclerotinia sclerotiorum 1980 UF-70, 4455 nucleotides. RefSeq lists its product as hypothetical. The transcript has 2 exons. Gene Ontology annotation, cellular component: microtubule organizing center. Lineage: Eukaryota; Fungi; Ascomycota; Leotiomycetes; Helotiales; Sclerotiniaceae. The coding region runs from base 1 to 4455 and encodes 1484 amino acids. The record is from RefSeq and is a predicted model, not a curated record.
AUGGUUCAAGCUGGAAUAGCAGGGCUCGAUACACCACGCACAGCCCUUGGAGAUGCUACUUAUCUAGGUAGCCAUGCCCUGGACUUCGAUAUCUCGCAGGAACAGUCUUUCCAAUCUCCUUCGAAGGAUAACAACCUAGUUUCGCAGAUGCAAAAUGGCCGUCGUGGUGUCAAUAUCCGUACUCCCAGAGGUCGUACCACGCUGGGAGAUAGACGAAAUUUGCCGGCCGGGCUUGGAGGAGGAGAGUUCACGCCUCUACUAAAGAAUGCAACGAUGAAUAGUGCCCGGCGGAAUAACAAAGAGAAUGUUCAGGCCACACCAGCAUUUCUUCGUGCGGGGGGAUUGGACAAAAUUCAGGAAGGUUUCAGCCCACUACCUGCGGGGUCAGCAUAUGGCGACGAUUCGACAAGAACCGGUUCCUACAUGGCCGGCACGCCGAUGCCACAUAUCGAUAGUAGCACAGCUUCGACACCUGCAGCUCUAUUGCCCCGGCGAAAUGAGGGACCCGGGGUUCUACAGGAUGGAAAUCAGUUAUCAUUACGUGAGCAGGAAAAUGUAAUCGACAGAAUUGAGAAAGAGAACUUUGGAUUGAAGCUCAAGAUUCAUUUCCUGGAAGAAGCCUUGAGAAAGGCAGGGCCGGGAUUUAGUGAAGCUGCAUUGAAAGAGAAUACUGAGCUCAAGGUCGACAAAGUUACCAUGCAAAGGGAGCUGCAAAAAUUCCGUAAGACGUUGACAGCAGCAGAGAAAGAUGUCGAACAAUAUCGACAACAAAUCCUGGAUAUGCAGGAAAAGUUCAAGAGGAGGCAUGUUAGUGCUGGACAACAGGAGGAGCUCGAUAAUUUACGUCAAGUCUUGGAGGAGAAGGAGGAUGAAUUAAAUCGAGUGCGAAGCCAGGAAGACAAGUACGCUGACAUGGAGAACAAAAUGGAUGAUCUGGAAGCAGAGUUACGUGAAAAGGAUCGAGUCAUUAAUGAUCGGGAAGACGAUAUUGACAACCUAAAAGACGAUGUUCAGAAACAUGUUGGGACUAUAUCCAAUCUAGAGACAGCUCUGAAGAAAUCGCAGCGCCGAGCAAUAGAGUUGGAAGAAAAAUCACAGGGCCAGUCAAACGACGAGCUCAGAGAGGCCGAGUCAACGAUAAAGGAAUUAGAGCGUGAUGUAGAACGCCUGAGGAUUGAAGCGUCAGAGGCUAAGAAAUCUCAUCAAGAAACUAUUCGGGAUAAGGAGCGUGCCGAAGCUAACCUAGAAGAACUCCAAGAUGAGCUAGCUAACAAGUCAAUUACCACCAAAGGCUUGAGUCGACAAAUUGAGGAAAAGGCCAACCGAUUGCAAGACGACCUGGAGGAUCUUCGAGAACGACACCAAAACCUGGAACAGCAAUAUGCCGAAAAAACACGUGAAGUAAAAAAAAUGCAAGAGAGACUAGAGGACUUGAGACGCGACAGUGAAAUGAAGGAGCAGAAUCUUCACGAUAAACUUGAGCACGUUGAAAAUGAUCUUGAUCAGACUAUUCAGGAGCGAAAAGCUCUAGCCACGAGACUCGAAAGUUUGCAGGGAUUACAGAGAGAUUUUCAACAGAGAAAUGAUGAGAAGAAUCUCCUCCAGGGUCGACAUGAUGCUCUGACGGCUGAAUCUGCUAGCCUACAGGCAGAUUUGGCACAGGCCAAAGCUUUAAUUGAGGAACUUGAAGACAAACUGGAACAUGAGAAGACUCUUGCGCUCGGAAAUGCACGCGACGUGCGGAAUCAAUACACAGAAGAGAUAGAUCGCCUUAAUAACGAAGUUGAAGAUCUGAAAGCAGAAAUCCGAGAGAAAGAGCGCCUGUAUGACGAUGAUAUUGAGAGCUGGGAGACGGAGAAACGCAACCUGGAAACCCAACGGGCUCGUGCGGAAGAACAAGCAGCAGGUCUUCAGAAGACCAUCGAUCGACUUCAACAGACAGAAGGAUCUUUAUCUGGAAGAGAGUCGAAACUUCGAGAGGCUAUUCGCAGCGAGAAAGAGAGACAUGAGAGUCAAGAAGCUCUCCUGACACGCCAAAUUAACGAGUUGAAUGAGGAUGUCCAGACUCGGCGCAAGGCAUUGGAAGACUCACGAUCCGAAUUGGCCAGUGUCCGUGAAGAACUCAGACUCAGCCAACGUGAGCAAAGAUCUCUGACUGAGAAGAUCGAGGGUCUAGAAGAUGAAGUCGAGAUUUUACAAACCAGCCUUGACGAGGAAAGCGAGCAAGCCAACCAAGACGUCAAUGCCGCCAGACAUGAAUCGGAGAGCCUCCGAAGACAACUACAGACCCUAAAGCAAGACCUUGCUAAGGCAGAAGCCGCAGCUACUAGUGCAAGAGCAGAACUGGAGGUGUUCCAUAGUGACUUCCAGGCCGAUCAAGGGUCCAAAGAUAGCCUGAAUAAGUUGUUGCGGGAUCAUGAGGCUCAAUUAUCAAAGGUCCGGUUAGAGAAACAGAACUUGCAAGACCAGAUCGGCAAAGUCAACAUCGAACUACACUCCCUCCGAUCAUCAAAUUCUGAACUGAAGGCCGAGAAAGAUGAGAUAUCUAGCCAAUUGAGGGCUUUGAAGCAACAAGAAGAUGAAACUUUCCGUCUAGAAGAGGAGAGGGUGGAGCUCCGAACAGCCAAGAUGAAGCUUGAUAAUGAAGUUCGCCGACUCCGGGAGGAUCACAAGGUUGCCGUUGCCGAGCAAAAGGCUAUUGAGAAGGAGCUCAACGAAGAGAUUGAGAGAGCCAGCAACGAAGAAGCCCGUCUCAACGCUGAGAUUCAAGACCUACAUCGUAUACUUCGCGGCUCAUCGGAAAAGCGGGAGUUAGCGACAGCUAAGAAAACCAUCAGCAGACUAGAAGAGCGCAUCCUAGAAUUGGCAAGCCAGCCAGCAACGGGUGAUCACCAGAACGAGAGUUCCCGUGAGCUUUCUGAAAUCAAACAAGAUCUCACAGCACUUCGUCAAAAGGAGAAUGAAUACAUUCAACGCGAAACCGCGAACAAAGAUAAAGUUAAAAGUCUCAAGCGCCAAAUUGCUGAACUUGAACGUAAAGUACACGAGACAGAUAUGGCUCGUUUUGCCGUCGCCUCUUCACCUGCUUCUGCUGGUGGCUCUACUCGCAAAGAAGUUGCCCAACUCCGUCAUCAGCUUUCAGAAGCACAUCAGUCUCUCAAAGAUCUUCGUUCCCGAAUGAAGGAAUCCGACAAAGAAGCAGCACGAAAAAUUAGCGCCAUGAACAUCAAUUUCCAACACCAAGAACAAACCUGGGAAGCCGAGAAAGAUCAGUUGGAGCGUCAACUGGAUGAAUUACGUCUUACCAAAGAUGAGCUCUCAACCAGAAACGCUUCUUUUGAAGCAGCUAUCAAUAGACUUAGUGACAAGAUUGAUCGUCUCCAGAAAGCGCUCAUGUCCGAACGUGCAAACAGCGGUGAAGGACACACUAUAGCUCUUGAGCGCCGAGACCUCCAUGAAAUGCUCCAAGAAACUCAAAUUCAACGUGAAUCCCUGGAGCUUCUCAUCAAGGAACGCGAAAAUGCCAUCCAAACUGUGAGCGCUAAGGAAGUUGAGCUCCGCAGCAGUCUUCGUCGUGUCCGUGAAGAACGUAAUCGAGAACGUGCAAGGGCACUCAGCACGAAAGAACAACUGGAGCUUCUUGAGGAGGAGUAUGUCAAGUCAAAGGAAGACUACAUCAAGGCGAAAAGUGAAUGGGAAGCCGAAAAGCGCACUCUUAGUCGUGGUGUCAGAUUCCCAAAUAUGUCAAUCUCAUAUACCGAAGACGAAAUCCAAGCACUGAAGAAGGAAAAAGAAGAAGGGGAGAAGCGAUUUUCGAGAGAAAUUGAAAAGAGAGACGACAAACAUGGAAAGGAGUUGAAGGGUUUGUGCAUGCAAAUCGAAUGGAUGAAAGCCCGAUGUGCUCGAGAAGAGAGCAAGCGAGCCGAUUUAGCAUACGCGAAGAAAUACCUACUCGCGAAAAUCAACAUGUAUGAUGCAUGCAACAAAGCCGAUCUUCGUCUCCUACGCCAAACAAGCCUAAUUCCCGAACCCGCUCCAGUUCCAAAACCUAAAGCCACUAUCCGCACAGUAACCUUCUUAAUCAUAGCCGGUCUGCGCAUGCGCAAAGGUGCCGAAGCCUGGGACAAAAACAAGAAAAUGCAUCAGAAGAUUCUCGGAAAAUUAGAAGUUAUGAGAGCCAACAGGGCAAAGAGAAUUUUAUAUGAAGAAAGUGCAGCAAUAGAAGGGAUUCAAGCCCCAGUAUCGACGAAAAAAGAAAACUCCGCGUCCCGCUCUGCAUCUCGAACGGGCUCGAGAAAUCCAUCGCGGAAUGCAUCACCCAUCAAGGCAAACCAAGCCCAACCGAUCGUUAACCCGGCCUUUAACGUAGCUAGAAAAAGCAGUCUCAAGAGUGCCGUGAGAGAAAUAUUAAAGGAGAAGAAUGAGGGGAUUACAGAUCGUGUGAACGGAUUUUAG